Molecule: messenger RNA, 478 nt
Organism: Anneissia japonica
Lineage: Eukaryota; Metazoa; Echinodermata; Crinoidea; Comatulida; Comatulidae
Product: 1,25-dihydroxyvitamin D(3) 24-hydroxylase, mitochondrial-like
Exons: 3
Molecular function (GO): oxidoreductase activity, acting on paired donors, with incorporation or reduction of molecular oxygen; monooxygenase activity; heme binding
Source: RefSeq, a predicted model, not a curated record
ACAUUGGACGUCAUGAUGGCGAAUUAUGCAAUGUCAAGAGGUGAAGGAAACUUUGAAGACGCUAAUGAAUUCAAGCCAGAACGAUGGCUUAGAGGAAACGAUGAAAGGAAAAUGAAUAAAUUUGCCUCACUACCAUUUGGUUACGGAACCCGUAUGUGUGUUAGAAAGCGGCUUGCAGAAAUGGAAAUCAAAAUAUCACUUUCAAAGAUUUGCUUGAAGUUUUUUUGGAGCCAACAAAUGAUGAAGAGCUUGUCGGAAAGUUAAGAGGCAUAUUGAUUCCAGAAAAAACAUUCCAGUCAAGUUUGUGCAUAGAAAUGUUAUGGAUGAAUAACCUAUUAGUGGCAUAUAAACUGAAUAAGUAAUAGAGUACUGUACAUAACAUGAAUAUUUUAUUACCUGUAUUUUUAUAUAGAUUUUAAUGACAGGGUUGGCAAAAGCAUGGUUUCUCAUUGAACUGCAAUAUCUCAACUACCUCUUG